This is a messenger RNA of Sphaerodactylus townsendi, 2776 nucleotides long. RefSeq names its product copine 7 (gene CPNE7). The coding region runs from base 749 to 2776 and encodes 675 amino acids. The record is from RefSeq and is a predicted model, not a curated record. Lineage: Eukaryota; Metazoa; Chordata; Lepidosauria; Squamata; Sphaerodactylidae. Gene Ontology annotation, cellular component: plasma membrane. Gene Ontology annotation, biological process: cellular response to calcium ion. The transcript is spliced from 20 exons. Gene Ontology annotation, molecular function: calcium-dependent phospholipid binding.
GGGCUUCUUCGCUGGAGAGGCUUCGCCAGGCUGUGGAGGAGGCAGAGCGCGGAUGCUGGCAGCGCCGGCAGAGGAUGCUCUGGGAGUGAGCCCCGGCUGCGGGCUGCAAGAGAGUCGCUCUGCCAUGGGCAGCCAGGUACCUGCCUGAGUGGCCCUGCCCGCCAACUUCUCUGCUCCUCGUGUUCUUCCGCUGAGUGCCCGAGGUUGUCCGAGGCCAGAGGAGGAGGCCCCCUUCCCCCGCCAUCCCUCCAGCUAGCCAGGGAGCCUGGGCACAGAUGCCCCCAGGAUCUGUCUGUGCCAGCGCUGAGCGAGUGUGAGUGGGCUCCGGCAUCCGGCAGAGGAAGAGAAAGCGACAACACACCAACCACCGCUUGUUAAUUUGCAAGGAGAAGGGGAGGGAAUCCGUUUAAUUGGCUUCGUUUGAGAGCUGCUUGGCAGGAGCCUCCAGAAGAGGGGGGGGCAGGCCUCCUCCAGGUCACACUCCCCAGGACUGACCACGCCAACUGCGGACUAGGACUCCAUGCCCCCCAAGCGGAUGCGCUGGGAGCAGGCGACGCCCCAGAGCUGAACAGGAGCCGGGAUCCUUGCCUGAGCCCCUGGUGCUCUUCAGCCAGCCCUUUGCCGCUCCUGCCCUCGAGCUGAGGCCUGCCAGUGGGGGCUUCCUGGCUGGAACUCCAAGCCGAGCCCCCCCCCCCCCAGGGUCCAGCUGUCCUCCCCCAGCUGCUGCUGAUCCUGCCUCCUGACCAAGAUGAAUGAGCUGCUUGACCCAGCGUCCCAGGCCAACCUGGGUGUGGUCUCCGCCACCUGCGUCUCCAAGGUGGAGCUGCGGGUCAGCUGCAAGCACCUGCUCGAUCGGGACACGCUCAACAAAUCGGACCCCUGCGUGGUGCUCCUGAUGCAGUCCCAGGGGCAGUGGAUGGAGGUGGAGAGGUCCGAGGUCAUCAAGAGCAACCUGAACCCCACCUUUGCCAAGGUCUUCAUGGUGGAUUAUUACUUUGAAGAGGUGCAGAAGCUGCGCUUCGAGGUCUACGACAUUCACGGCCACAGCAGCAUCGGGACACACGAUGACGACUUCCUGGGGGGCAUGGAGUGCACCGUGGGGCAGAUCGUGGCCCAGAAGCGAGUGAGCAAGCCGCUCUUUCUGAAGUACGGCAAGUGUGCUGGCAAAUCCACCAUCACAGUGACUUCUGAAGAGAUUUCUGGGGACAAUGGCUUCGUGGAGCUCUUCUUCCGUGCCAAGAAGCUGGAUGACAAGGAUCUGUUCAGCAAAUCAGAUCCCUUUCUGGAGAUCUACCGGAUCAAUGAUGAUGGCAGUGAGCAGCUGGUACACCGCACUGAGUUUGUCAAGAACAACCUGAGCCCCAUUUGGGAACCUUUCAAAGUGUCUCUGAACUCCCUGUGCAGCUGCGAGGAGAAGCGGAAGCUGCGGUGUGUGGUCUUUGACUACGACUCCCGAGGCAAACAUGACUUCAUCGGAGAGUUUUUCACCACAUUUGAGGAGAUGCAGAAAGCCAUGGGGGGCAAUAAGAUCCAGUGGGACUGCAUGAACCCCAAGUACAAGCUGAAGAAGCGAAACUACAAAAACUCAGGUGUGGUCAUUCUCUUAGAUCUGAAGAUCCACAGAGUCUACUCGUUCCUGGAUUACAUCAUGGGCGGCUGCCAGAUCCACUUCACGGUGGCCAUCGACUUCACAGCCUCCAACGGGGACCCCCGGAACAGCUGCUCUCUGCACUACAUCAACCCUUACCAGCCCAACGAAUACCUGAAAGCACUGGUCGCCGUGGGGGAGAUUUGCCAGGACUACGACAGCGAUAAGAAAUUCUCAGCCUUGGGCUUUGGAGCCAGGAUCCCACCAAACUAUGAGGUCUCCCACGAUUUUGCCAUCAAUUUUAACCCAGAAGACGAUGAGUGUGAAGGAAUCCAGGGUGUGGUGGAAUCCUACCAAAGCUGCCUGCCCAAAAUCCAGCUCUACGGGCCAACCAACGUGGCCCCCAUCAUCUCCAAAGUGGCCAGAGUGGCGGCCGAGGAGGAGAAGACGAAGGAGGCCUCGCAAUACUUCAUCCUGCUCAUCCUGACCGACGGGGUGGUGACCGACAUGGCGGACACGAGGGAGGCCAUCGUCCGCGCCUCCUACUUGCCCAUGUCGAUCAUCAUCGUGGGCGUGGGCAACGCUGACUUCACCGACAUGCAGAUCUUGGACGGGGAUGACGGGAUCCUGCGUUCCCCCAAGGGGGAGCCGGUGCUGCGAGACAUCGUCCAGUUCGUCCCCUUCCGAGAGUUCAAGAACGCAUCUCCUAGCCAGCUUUGGCCAAGUGUGUCCCAGCAGUGUGCCUCAAGCAGGUGCCAGUCCCUCCGACUGGAAGCAGAUGUUUCAAGGAAGAAGGAAUUGGAGACUCCCUCAGAGCUUCCUAGUGCCACAACGAGUCAGCUUCGCUGGAGCGGAGCUGGCUCCCUCGCUUCCAUGAUGUCUCACCACCGAGCCCACGUCCCUGCCAGAGCACCAGGACUUCUAGACCUGAACUUGCCCCCAAGGUCCUUGGCUGGGCCCAGAUGCAGAGACCACCAACGCAGCUCAGAGAGCAUCGCUUUGCCGUGUGUGGUGGCACGGAGGAUUCCAACUGCCAUUGACCUGCAUGCGGGGAAGAAAGCAGAACUCUUUCUGUGUGAAGACAACCUCCGGCACCCAUCCAUCCCACCCCUCAAGUGUCACUGGAGUAACCAUCUCCAGGGCCCUUUUUCACCCACCACCUUCUGUGUCAUGGGUCUUCGAUGUUAA